AUGAGCCAUCCCGGCUAUGGGCAGAGCAGCCCCAGAUCCCCCGCGUCGACGAAGCGGCACAAGUGUCCCCACUGCGAUGUUGACUUUACUCGCCAUCACAAUCUCAAAAGCCAUCUCCUGACACAUAGUCAAGAGAAGCCGUUCGUGUGCCCGGAUUGCUCAUCGAGUUUUCGACGGCUUCACGACCUCAAACGACAUAGCAAGUUACACACGGGUGAGCGGCCGCACACGUGCAAGACAUGUGGUCGACGGUUUGCGAGAGGUGACGCGCUGGCGCGUCAC
Dissoconium aciculare CBS 342.82 is the source of this 282-nucleotide messenger RNA. RefSeq lists its product as uncharacterized. Gene Ontology annotation, biological process: regulation of DNA-templated transcription. Gene Ontology annotation, molecular function: RNA polymerase II cis-regulatory region sequence-specific DNA binding; DNA-binding transcription factor activity, RNA polymerase II-specific. The record is from RefSeq and is a predicted model, not a curated record. The annotation marks the transcript as partial. The transcript has a single exon. Lineage: Eukaryota; Fungi; Ascomycota; Dothideomycetes; Mycosphaerellales; Dissoconiaceae.